AUGUCACAACCUCAAAAGGUAGACCUCAAUUCGCUUCCACCUCAGCAAUUAGUGGAACUUCGCAAAAACAUUGAUCAAGAAAUCAGUCACUUCACACAAUCUCUACAAGCUUUGCAAACAGCACAAUUGAAAUUAAAAGAUUGCAUAACGAGUAUAAACACUCUCGAGAAAUCCAAAUCUGACAACAUGUUGAUACCGUUGUCAAGUUCAUUGUACAUUCCUGGAAAAACAGUUACCAAACAAGACUACUUAGUGGAUAUUGGUACUGGUUAUUAUGUGGAGAAAAAGGCAGAGGAUGCUAAGAAAGUUUAUGAUAAGAAGAUUAAAAAGCUAGACGAAGAUGCAAAGAAGUUGAGAGACAUACUUGUGCAGAAAAAUGAGUUGCUAAAUGGUGUUAAUUUGAUAUUAAGGAGAAAAGUGAUUGAAAUGGAAAAACAGCAAGAAACGAAUGCCUAA
Lodderomyces parapsilosis is the source of this 456-nucleotide messenger RNA. It is a transcript of the gene GIM5, whose product is annotated as Gim5p. The record is from RefSeq and is a predicted model, not a curated record. The transcript has a single exon. Gene Ontology annotation, biological process: regulation of DNA-templated transcription; protein folding. Bases 1 to 456 code for a protein of 151 amino acids. Gene Ontology annotation, cellular component: prefoldin complex; cytoplasm. NCBI's taxonomy places the organism in Eukaryota, Fungi, Ascomycota, Pichiomycetes, Serinales, Debaryomycetaceae.